This is a messenger RNA of Quercus lobata, 816 nucleotides long. RefSeq lists its product as uncharacterized. The transcript is spliced from 3 exons. Bases 1 to 816 code for a protein of 271 amino acids. The record is from RefSeq and is a predicted model, not a curated record. Gene Ontology annotation, molecular function: nucleic acid binding; RNA-DNA hybrid ribonuclease activity. NCBI's taxonomy places the organism in Eukaryota, Viridiplantae, Streptophyta, Magnoliopsida, Fagales, Fagaceae.
AUGGAGACGUUGAGAAAAGUCUUGGAGGAUAAGGAAAAAGAGGUAAAAGAUGCCAAGGACCAACUCCAUCAGGCAAAGGAGGCAGCAAUCCGUGAAUACCGCGAUUCUGACGCUCUCCUAGAGGAGCUCGAGACCUCUUAUGCGGACGACUUUGAUGAUGUUGUCCCUACUGCUCAACCCAUCGCCUCUGAAAGUACGGAGGAUUUGUUUGCUGACGAUGUAGCCGUUGGCGACGAAGAGUCAACUCCUAUUGAGAACCAAGCCCAGCCCGUCGAUGGUGAUGCCCGUCAACCCGUGAAUGUCGAAGAGAAUGUCGAAAACACCUCCCCUCAUCAGUUCCCUGCAACUAAUAAUGAAGCCGAAUACGAGGCCAUAUUGUCAAGGCUAAGAAUUGCCAAGGCACUUGGAGUUGAAAACAUUUCACUAAGGAGUGAUUCACAGCUCAUUGUAGGGCAGGUCAAAGGAGAUUUCGAAGCAAAGGAGACAAGAAUGCAGAAGUAUCUCAAGUUGACAAACCAGCUGGUAAGCAAUUUUGAUCAUGCAGAAAUUGUUCAGAUCCCUCGAAGCCAGAAUACUGAGGCCGACGAAGUUGCAUGGACUGCAUCCACAGACGACCAAUCGAGGGUAAUAGACUGGAGAUUGGAAGAACAAAAUCACCCUAGUAUCGAAGAAUUCCAAACCUUUGCCAUACACACUGGUUCCGGGUGGACGAGCCCCAUUCUGUCCUACCUUAAAGACGGACAGUUACCACCGAACCUGGAAGAAGCCAAGAAGAUCAAAAAGCGAGCUGCCAGAUUCACCAUCCUCAAUGACUAA